This is a messenger RNA of Salvelinus namaycush (lake trout), 1041 nucleotides long. RefSeq names its product homeobox protein OTX1 B-like. NCBI's taxonomy places the organism in Eukaryota, Metazoa, Chordata, Actinopteri, Salmoniformes, Salmonidae. Gene Ontology annotation, cellular component: nucleus. The transcript has 3 exons. The record is from RefSeq and is a predicted model, not a curated record. Gene Ontology annotation, molecular function: DNA-binding transcription factor activity, RNA polymerase II-specific; RNA polymerase II cis-regulatory region sequence-specific DNA binding. Gene Ontology annotation, biological process: multicellular organism development; regulation of transcription by RNA polymerase II. The coding region runs from base 1 to 1041 and encodes 346 amino acids.
AUGAUGUCAUACCUCAAACAGGCCCCGUACGGCAUGAACGGAAUGGGGCUCAGCGGUACGGCCAUGGACCUACUGCACCCAUCAGUGGGGUAUCCAGCGCAUCCGAGGAAACAGCGGAGAGAGAGGACAACUUUUACUCGUACUCAGCUGGACAUUCUGGAGUCACUUUUCGGCAAGACGCGCUACCCAGACAUUUUCAUGCGGGAAGAAGUCGCACUGAAAAUCAAUUUGCCUGAGUCUAGAGUCCAGGUAUGGUUCAAGAACAGGAGAGCCAAGUGCCGUCAGCAGGCCCAGAGUGGAAACAAUGCUAAAGUCCGGCCUGCCAAGAAGAAGUCCUCUCCAACCAGGGAGAGCACAGGCUCAGAGAGCAGUGGUCAGUUCACCCCUCCGGCAGUGACCAGCACCGGCUCCUCUUCCUCUUCCUCUGCCUCGUCCGGUGGCUCUCAUCCCUCCGGCCAUGGAGGCCAAGGCCUGAGCAGCACUUCUACCUCCGUCACAGCCCCAGUGUCCUCCAUCUGGAGCCCUGCGCCCAUCUCCCCGGCCCCCGCACCACCCCCUGUCCCCGACCCCACUCCCCCCACCAGUGCCUCCUGCAUGCAGAGGUCUGUGUCAGGUACUGGAGGCACGUCCUCCUACCCAGUGUCCUACAGCCAGACAGCGGCGGCCUAUGGGCAGGGCUACCCCGCCCCGGCGUCAACGGGCUCCUACUUCGGAGGGGUGGAAUGCAGCUCGUACCUGGCCCCCAUGCACUCUCACCACCACCCCCACCAUCCGCACCAGCUCAGCCCCAUGACGGGCUCCUCCAUGUCUGGCCAUCCACACCACCACAUAGGGCAGACCUCAGGGCACCACCACCAUCACCACCCCCACCACCACCAGGCCUACAGCGGGGCCGGGCUGGCCUUCAACUCCUCAGACUGUCUGGAUUACAAAGAACAAACGGCCGCGGCCGCAGCCUCUUCCUGGAAGCUCAACUUCAACACCACCGACUGCUUGGACUACAAAGACCAGGCCUCCUCCUGGCGGUUCCAAGUCUUGUGA